GGGGAUCUAGGACUUCUACUGGGAAAUCUUCCUGUGUCAUUGGUUUUGUUCUGAUUGUUGAGGAUAGCAAGGGUCAGAUACACCUGUUACUAGUCCUUCUGUUUUUCGUAAACUUUCAUCCACAUUUUGAGAGCUGCUAGAGUUUUCUAUUUGUGUUUAUAGCUUUUCAUUGUUUGUACUCAUGUUCCCACGAGUAGCGGAGAACUAAAUGUCACUCCAAGCAUUGGCCUGCUCUAUGUGGGAAAGGCUGUGUUUAAACUGGAGGGUGCCAAGUAUCCAGAGUUUGGAUAUUAGAGAUCAGGCUCUCCCUUGACCUUGCAGCCCUCGGUAUAUGCUGUUCCACAUUGGCUUGGAAAGUAGAGUAAAUUAAAGUAGUUGUAGAAAAGAAUAGUAGAAGUAAGAUUUUUGGGACGAGACUUUCCCGUAAGUUGUGGGUAGACUGAACUGAUAAUGAGUGCAUUAUAUAUGAAGAAAAGAAGCCAGUCAGUUCAGCUCAGCCUGAUCGGAAAUUGUUAGAAGACGAAGUGGGUCAGGCAGUUCCUAGGUGCGCGCACGCAAGUACAGCACUAGAUGAUGAGAGAAGGUUCAAAACAUGGAUAAAAAAUUAAAGAAAGAAGUCAAAAUAUUCUUUGUUAUACCUGAGGGUUGCAGUGACGAUGGUGUUAAUGACUGUAUGAAAAUGGCCUAUCAGGAAGCAGUGGAGGCAGAUCUAUCACCCAAGUGGCUGACCGCUGCAGAAUCUACAGAGAUGGCUGGCUCAAAAACCACUGUGUUCAUUUUGCAAGAGUUUGCCGGAGAUAUUUUUGAAAAGCUAAGCAAAACCAAAAGCGUCAGGGUAUGUGGACCGAUGUGUUUGCGGAGCUGUAUUGCUGAGGGCCUUGGCAUUCCUGAGAACAAGAGUGCUGUGUUCACCACAGCCAUGAGGAACAUUGUAGUCACCGCUAGCCAGGUUCCUCAAGCAGUCAAGAUUGAGAUUAAAAAGAAAGUUGGGUUCAUGGGUGGAGUGUACAUGAAUAACCUCGUCGAAUCUGUAACCCAUUUGGUCACGAACGCUGUUAGAUCUUCCAAAUACGAGAUUGCCGGAGAGAGGGGGAUCCCUGCCAUGACGGUUGCGUGGGUCGAUGCUGUCUGGCAGGAGUCACAGAAGAGGAAUAUCAGGGCAACAGAUCCAAAUUUCAUCACCAACUACAAGUGUCCCAUCUUCAUGAAUAUGAACAUCUCGUGUUCCAACCUUUCAAAGAGCGAAAAAGAAGAAAUGAAGGAUCUUAUAACAAAACAUGGUGGCACGUUCACUGCACAGCUGCAUCUGAAAGAGACGACACUGCUGGUACUGAAUGAACCGCGGGGAGAUAAGUACCGAGCUGCGCGCAGGUGCGACCUGCCGUGUGUCCGGCCGUCGUACAUCAGAGAGAGUGUACAGUGUGGUUACGCAGUGCCGUCACAAGGUCAUCUGGUCACGCCCAGUGUCUCCUGUUCCACACCCACCAAGGAUGAUGCUCCGAAUUUUACUUGCAAUUCGGAGUCCAUCAGUAUGAUCAACAUGGAUAUAUCCAAGAGCCAUAUAGACGAGAGUCAGGUGACCAUAUGUACAACGGCAGGGACACAGCAGGAACCAGCCAAGCCCAGUGGCAGUCAGCAUAUGCAAAUUUUGAGCAGUUUGAAUGUGUCUGAUGCGAAAAAAGCUGGUUCUUUCGUGGAUGGCUGCAAGAUCUACCUGAGCGGAUUCACGGACGUGGAGAUGGAAAAGCUCAGGAGGAUUCUCAGUCUGGGAGGAGCAACCGUCUUCUCGGAGAUGUGCGAAAGUAUUUCGCACGUGCUUAUCGGAGAAUUUAUUGUCAAUGACAUCAAAUCCUUGUCUACAAUGGUGCAAAAACCUCGUGUUGUGACUCUGGACUGGGUUGUAGCAUCUCUAAAACAACAAUCUCCUGCCAGCGAGGAUCUCUUCUCCUACCUAGAGACCAAGAAAGUGAUGCCAGAACCACCCUCCCCAUUAAGCCAGAAGAGUUUGCGGAUGCUUCACCCUGUCCCUGCUGAAACAAGUGAAGCCACCAACAAGAUGCCUCCUCCAGCUGGACCACCUGUCAAUCGCAAAUUGUUGUCGGAGUUCCUCACAGAGAAUUCCAAAAGCCCAGCUAAAAAUAAUGUGUCAGCUGAGAAAAGUGUGGACAUGACAGCUACAUCUGUUGAGAAUACUGGUGCCACAGAUGUCUUUCAAGGUUUUAAGUUCCUGAUAGCAGGGUUCGAUGCUGAGGUCACAUCGAAGCUGGAGGCUGCCAUAGCGGAGGAGGGUGGAUGUGUAGUGGCUCCAAACUUCACAGGGGUUGCAGACUACGCGAUAGUUCCUGUCCAGACCACCAUCCCCAACAUUACAGCUGUCGAAGUGGUCACCAACUUGUGGGUGGAGGAGUGCUUGGAUUCAGCAGAGUUGGUGGGAGUGAAAUACUACCAUCAGCCUCUGUCACUGAGCUCUGACAAGCAGCCUCUGGUUGACUGCUGUAUUUCCAUCAGCAGCUAUGGUGGCAAAGAGAAGAUGUUCUUGGUACAGCUGGCGAGAGAGCUGGGUGCCAUCUAUCAGGAUGUUUUUGCAAGAGUCUCCAAGCAGGAAAAAGGGAUUUUGGCAUCUACCCAUUUGAUCUGCCCCAAGCCUGAGGGCCAGAAGUACAAUGCUGCCACCAAGUGGAAGUUGCCGGUAGUGACCAAGGACUGGCUUCUGACCUGUGCCCGUCAGGGGGUCAAGGUGUCUGAGACUCUCUACUGUGUGGGCGAUGUCAAAGAUACAUCGAUCUCAGAGCAAACGACAAGUCGCAGCGUGACAGUGACCCCACAGAGAACCACAACCAGCUUGCCUCCGCCCCCUGAGCCACUGCCUGUGACCCCUGCCCCUGCCCCGGGUCCCUCUCACCCCACCGUCAGCUCACUCAAGCGCAAAAGUACGACCCAGACACCCGAGGAGGACUACAGUCCUUUCCAUGUCUCUACUCCUGAUACUCCAUAUGGACAAGUUUUUGAGACUCCCACUGCAGAAGUGAAGAAAGGAUGGAAGAGGUUCAUAGACCAAUUUCCUGACAUGAAGCCAACUUCUCCUGUCCAAAAGAAAAACUCUAAAAGGCUCAGUACACCUCUAUCUGAAAUCAAAAGAAGAAUCUUUGCUGCUGCUUUGGAGACUUCGUCCGAAAACAUAAAACCUUCCAACUCCAAUGAGGACUUGGAAAAUGAGCAGAGUACUGAAGCUACCAACCAUUUAAAUGAAGAAACAGUGAGACAAGAUUUGUGGAACACACAAACUCCAGCUUCAGGAAAGAAAAAAAAGUUGGAUGCAACACCUCAGUCCUCUUCAAAGCAAAACUGUGAGAACUUCCAACCGAGGAAAUUGUCGUAUGGCAGAGCCACCCCAACUGCUGGUGAUUUCAGGACUUCAAGUUGCACACCCUUAAGCGCUUCCAAGAUGCCACCGCCACAACCUCAGAACACAAGCUUGGUUAAAGAAUCGAAAAGUGACAACCAGUCAGAGCUAGAUGAAAAAUCCCAGAUGGUCAAGAAACCACUUCCCAACGAAAGAGUUUCCACGAUUUUGGGAAAGUUACACAAGAGGCUGAGUACUCCUGGCACUAAACCGGAGGAACAACCCUUGCCACAGCGGGAGCUGGUGCACCAGCCAAUAGUGCCAGACAAGCCAGUGACAGUAGGGCUAGUGACAGAUUCACAACCAGUGACAGACUGGGAAGACCCCGUGGAGUCUGCAGAGAGAGCCAAGAUACAGAAUAAGUCCUCAACUGCUGAUAGACCGAGGAGGUUUGCGCUGUCUAGUGUUGUUGAGAAAGAGAAGUAUGAGGAGAAGCUGAGACAGCUGGGAGAGACGGUGUUAACAUCAGAUCGUUAUGACGCUGAGACGACUCAUCUCAUAGUCGACGAGCCUCUGCGCAGUGAGAAGCUGUUGUGUAGUAUGGCAGCUGGCAAGUGGAUACUACACACCUCGUACAUAGAUCUCAUGGUCCAGCACAAGCAGUACAUGCCGGAGGAACUCAACUACGAGUGGGGUAAUCCUGACAAUGCCAAGGUUUUGCCGAGACUAGAGCCUGGCAGUCUGUCGGAGCAGCUCGCACAGGCGGCAGUGCGGUGGCGGCGACAACUCGCAGAGCGAGGUGGUGGGGCCUUCAGCGGUAUGAGGGCCAUACUCCUAGCGAGUGCUAGCAAGUUCGACAGUUACAAGCGGUUCAUAGAGGCUGGCAGUGGACAAACUAUAUCUGCCACGAAUGUGGCAGAGGCAACUCAUUGUUUUGUAGAAGAAAAGAGGAUAGCAACAAUGCCUGUUCCAUUGUCAAAGUUUAUUGCUUACAAAGUUCCCUGCCUUCCACCAGUGUUUCUAAGUGACUUACUCACAAAAUUUCCUCCCCCAAGCACAGAGGAUAGUCUAAUCGCAGAAUACAGGAGGCUCAGUAAAGGACAUUGAUGAUAAGCCUCAUGUCAUUUUGACAGCACAGUAACAGUUAUUGUGAUAAGUGUCAGUUUGUUGAAUUCAAUUUCUUGUAUAGCAUUGCCAAAAUUGUAUAAAAAACUAAUAUAAUUGCACUUUUAAAUUUAUUAUCAAAAGACACUAUUAGACCAGAAUUUAUAAUAUUUGAGUCAAAAUGGUACCAGUGUGGUGUCUGGAUAUAGAAAUGUAAAUGCUAAAGAAUUUUUAAAAACUUUCAUAAAUGUAUGUAGUUUUAUUACUGGGACCAAAUAAAAUGUCAUUCUACUUGA
This is a messenger RNA of Homalodisca vitripennis (glassy-winged sharpshooter), 4743 nucleotides long. Its product is annotated as DNA topoisomerase 2-binding protein 1-A-like. The record is from RefSeq and is a predicted model, not a curated record. The coding region runs from base 593 to 4450 and encodes 1285 amino acids. Gene Ontology annotation, biological process: mitotic G2 DNA damage checkpoint signaling; DNA replication initiation; mitotic DNA replication checkpoint signaling. Lineage: Eukaryota; Metazoa; Arthropoda; Insecta; Hemiptera; Cicadellidae. The transcript is spliced from 30 exons.